AUGAUGCCAACCUGGCCAGCGCAGCAAGCGCCGAGCGUAACUCAGCAAACCGUCCCGACAUCUUACGCCUACCCAGCGAAUCCAGCCUUCAUUCCCGUAACCGUUCGUCAAGGAUUCAGUCAGUACGCAGCGCCAGCUGCUCCUUAUGCCGGCUACGUGCCUCCACAGCCCCCGGUGCAACAUCAAAUGUCUCCCGCUUCUCCCGUGAAUGGUGUAACCCCGACACCUGAGCAAGCCAAGUCCAAAGUGGACUGGCCCGAAUCUGUUCGGAGCUAUGUUCAAAGAUCUUUCCUUCCCCAAAAUGACGAACCCACCGUGUCUCGCGCGGAAAUCGAGGCUAAACUUAAGAGCACCAUCGGUACCGCAAAGGAAAACGGCACGUUAUACACGCUCGAUUGGGAUAACAUGCCCCUCCCACAGGCUAUAGUCAAAGCCGAACGUGAUGCGGAUACCAAGCAAAGUUUUAAUGUCCCCAUCAACUCCAAGAAGAGGAAAUCUACCGAUUUUGCCAGUAAUGACAACUCCCAGCCUCCGUGGCGUACUAACUCGCGUUCUUCACUUGAGGACCGUAUCUCCUAUCCUUCCCCUGAUAAGCGUGCUUCUAUGGACGAGCCCCUGCCGAAAUCAAGUAAGUUCCAGAAGGAAGCCAACAAGCGCAAGCGACGGUUCGAAAACGAAUACAAGUCGCUCAGAUCGCCUAGUCCGCCUCCGCCUUCAUCUGGACCUAUUAUUGGCACAUGCGAGGUACUUGAGAAGAAGUAUCUUCGUCUUACCGCUCCUCCAGUUCCGUCCAAGGUUCGACCUGAGCACAUUCUGCGUCAAACUCUAGAACUCUUGAAGAAGAAGUGGAAGCGGGAAAGCAACUAUUCGUACAUCUGUGAUCAGUUCAAGUCUAUGAGGCAAGAUCUGACUGUGCAACAUAUCAAGAACGACUUUACUGUUUCCGUUUAUGAAAUUCAUGCCCGAAUUGCCUUGGAGAAAGGGGAUAUUGGUGAGUAUAAUCAGUGCCAGACCCAACUACGGUCAUUGUAUGGCAUGGGCCUAAAAGGCAACCCCAUUGAAUUCAAGGCAUAUCGCAUUCUGUAUUUCAUCCACACGGCCAACCGAACCGGAUUGAACGACACUUUGGCAGAUCUAACCACAGCAGAGAAAGGAGAGAAGCCGAUUAAGCAUGCUUUAGAAGUGCGAUCAUCAUUGGCGUUGGGCAACUAUCAUAAGUUCUUCCAGCUUUACCUUGACACCCCUAACAUGGGUGCAUACCUGAUGGACAUGUUUGUUGUUCGAGAACGGCUUGCUGCGUUGUGCAAUAUUUGCAAAGCAUACAAGCCAGAUGUGAAACUUCGUUUCAUCACUGAGGAACUCGGCUUCGAGUCUGAUGCUGAUGCAGCCCAGUUCAUCAUCGAUCAUCAAGGUCGACAUUUGUUGGAAGACCGAACAGACUACAUCGCGUUUAUGACUGGGAAAGCCGGUCCCCUCUUUGAGGGCGCGCGCAGCACUGCGUUCCAAAAGGUUGAUAUCAAGGGCCAGAUCUAA
Fusarium tjaetaba is the source of this 1533-nucleotide messenger RNA. RefSeq names its product leucine permease transcriptional regulator. Bases 1 to 1533 code for a protein of 510 amino acids. The transcript is spliced from 3 exons. The record is from RefSeq and is a predicted model, not a curated record. NCBI's taxonomy places the organism in Eukaryota, Fungi, Ascomycota, Sordariomycetes, Hypocreales, Nectriaceae. Gene Ontology annotation, cellular component: nucleus.